Messenger RNA from Diversispora eburnea, 2283 nucleotides. Lineage: Eukaryota; Fungi; Glomeromycota; Glomeromycetes; Diversisporales; Diversisporaceae. The record is from the annotation of a GenBank genome assembly.
AUGGAGACUAAACUUGAAAAUUUCGAUAUUGAAGAUAGCAUAAAAUUUCAAGAACUAGAUUGCAUCUCUCUUGAAGAUAAAGCAAUAGAUGAAAAAUCAAAUGCAAGCGAUUUGCAUAUUAAAUAUGGACCCGACGGAGAUGAUUCUAAGAUAGAAAUUAACAUUUUCUCUGGGGAAGAAAUAGACGAAAAAGAAGAUUCUCGCCUGAAAAUUAAUACCAAUAUUUCCUUUAGUGAUGAAAUAAACGAAAAAUCUAUUAAUAACAAAUUUGAAUUAAAUUCUGACGGGUUCGAAAUUACUACCAGCGGGCUCGAUAUUACAGAAAUAAAAGGUUCAUGUCGAAAAGAGUUUUACGAUAUUGUGGGUGAGAAUUGUCUCUUUGAUGAUGAUGAUCUUUUUCUUAAAUCGCAAAAUUUAUUGAAUAAUAAUAUUUAUAAGUCAUUAUUCGGUGGAUCUAGACAUAGAAAAUUAAAUUCAGGAGAAUUACACCAGCAAAAUGUUCAAGAUGAGCAACGUCAAGAAAAAGAAUUUCAGGCAAAGUUUCAAAUUAAUAAACAGUUUAAAAAACAUCACCGAGAGGUGAAUGAUCAUGAAGAAAUUCAAGAUGAACAAUUUUCUCAAGAACCAAGUGAUCAAUUACUUCAGGAGAAGCACCGAAAAGAAAAUGAACAACAACUAAAAACUCAAAGAGAAUACGACCAUCGAGAAGAAAUGACCAAACGAGAACAAUGCGUUGAAGAACAACUGCACCAAUAUAAAGAUGGUCGAAGGCAUCAGCGAGAACUUCCAUUCUCGGAAAAGAAAUAUCCGAAUGAACGAAAAGAUAAUUUUUUUUAUCAAGAGCAAACAUUAUUUCAAGUUUCGGCCAAAAAGUAUUUAGAAAGUCAACAAAGAAACGAGCAAUUUUCUGAAAUAACAUCAUCUCUUAUAAAUACUCAUGACAAAAGGAAUGCAGAUAAAUAUAUGAGUCAAUUGGAAAGAAAAACGGAAAAAAGUCGUCAAUUCUUAUCUAAAGGGAAGUGUAGAAGCACUCAAGGUCAUUUCGAUGAAAAAUACGACAAAGGAAAUGUUGCGCACACCAACAAUGAAAAACUAGAGAUUCAUGUAACAUCUCUGCAGAAAAAGUACGAAGCUUUGAAGAGACAGCUGGAAUACUCACGUCUGUAUAUUCUCAAAGCUGAAGAAGAACGUGAUGAAGCACAAAAGGCGUUGACUAUGGCUAAGCAAGAAAUCGCACAAAUGAAUGAAAAAUAUGAAUACUUUAACGGAACACAAAAUCCGAAAACCAAACCUAUAUUUGUAUCAUCAACAGCUUCUUCCUCGACAUCAUUAAAUUAUAAAUCGGAUGAAUGGAUUGCAGGGAAUACAAACACUGAAAAACUGAAAAAUGUGGUUAAAACUUUUGCAAAUGAUAAAGGACAAUAUGUUAAUUCGAGAAAUAAUUCAUAUGUACGUCGACAGAAGCAAUAUGAAAAUCAAUAUACUGAUUCUAUGGAAACGCAAGACAAUUGUCUUUUCACCAAUGGGCACAAUCAGUUUAAUAGUUAUAGAAAAUAUUAUGAAAAUCCUAAUCAAUUUGCAAGUUCUUCUCAGGAUAGGCAAUAUUACAACCCCAAAAAUAAUAUGAGUGAUCAAAAAAAGUUUGGCCAUAUUCAACAGCAGAAAAAAUAUAAAGAUAUAAGAGAUGAAAUUCCUUAUAGUGAUUCAAGAAAAAGUACACGAAAACAACCUGAUUUCUCACAUAAUCACUUUGAAUACUCUGACGAUCAAAUAACGGAUCAAAAUAAUUCUUUUCAGGAUAAAUCAAGAUGGAUGGACGUUAAAAAUGGUAAAUCAUAUCGCAAAAAACUUCCAUUUAUCAUUGGAAUGGACCCUGGAAAAUCAACUGUCAAUCUGCAACAAACCUUUGCUACGUCAAAAAGCUAUAAUACCAAAUCAUGUUUUAUAUGUAAAAAGAACAGGAUUCCGGAAAAUAAUAAAUUUUCACAUAAUCAAGAAAUUUCCGGUAUUGAUAUUGCAUUGGUUAGAAUUAUUAGUAAUAUAACUGAUGAAUUAGCGCACCUGAAAAUCAAUUUAGUUAAUGAAUACCAAGCUAUUGAUCCAGUAGGCAAUAAAGCAAGAAGGGUUGCAUUAAUUAAGGAAAUGAAAGAAGUUAUGGAUAAUAUGGAAAUGAAGGGAGAUCAAAUUGCAACGUUACAUAGUGUGCAAAAAGGUUAUCAAACUCGCAGUAGAUAUGAUAAUAAUGUAUUAGGAGAAACCAGAGUACAAGAAAAAGAUGCUUAG